UUAACAGAGUUCACAUUCGUAGGAGGCACCUGUGCCUGUUGCUGAAAAUGCAGAUAGUGACAGAUAAUGCAAUCAAGCCCUGAUAUCAUCAGCAAUCUGAAUGUUAAUGCUGAGGAAACAAGAGACAGAGCAAGUGAGAAAGAAAGACGAGAGGUCUUUCUCUGACCUAGAAAACUGAAGUUCAGAUGUGACAAAGAUCAGUAAAAGGGGGGCUGGUGGCCAAACAGAUCAAUAAGGGGGCACAGGUAGAACCCAGGGCUGGAGAAGAGACGGCGGCUGAGCUGUGGAGUGCAGCUGGGACACAGAAAGCAGGGAAAAGUCAGGGCAGAGGUAACAAAGGGACAGAGGUCUUAAACAUACACUCACACGCAGCUGGCAGACUCCGGACAGAACACACACGGUCGGUCCUGGUCCUCAGAGGAAUGAUGUGGAGGGUCUGAUCCUCAGAGGAGGUUCAUGUGAAAGACAUCAAAUCAGGACUCAUAAAUUAUAACCGAAACAUCCUGAAACCAUAGUAACAAUGGCAACCAACAACUCAGGCAGCAGUGCAGUGCAUCGCAACCAUGGCAAGACAACCAUCAGCAGGCCGUCUCCCACAGAGAAUGGCUCUAUCAGACAGGAUUCCGGUCACAAAGAAUUUCAUUCAGAAGACAUGGUGCAAUGGGCAAGAGAUGUGGAGAGGAUAAAAGCAGAGGUCAUUGAACAAGUGAAGGUUCAGAUGAGUGAGAUAUUGGACAAAGCACUAACAGAGUCUCUGAAGUCCCUCUCCCAAAGCACACACUCAGAUGCAGUCGGGAGUACAAGCUCACACAUUGAUGAGAAAGCUAGGAGACACAGAAUGGAGGAUGGGAAGGUAUUUGUGGCCAGACGGUCCAUACUUGAUGAACUGUUUGAGAUCAGUCACAUCAGGACCAUCUAUCACAUGUUCAUCGCAGCUCUCUUCCUCUUCAUCAUCAGCACACUGGCAGUGGAUUACAUUGACCAGGGAAGACUGGUUCUAGAUUUCGACUUGUUCUUCUAUGCCUUUGGCCAGCUGGGCACUGUCAUAUGGGCCUGGCUCAUCAUGUUCAGCUACACCUUGCUUGGACCGUACUCUGUUCUUAGCCAGUGGGCAGAGCUGUACCAUCUUAGCCACUGGAAGAUGUCAGUGUCAGUGGCCACAGCUGUGACCCUGUUGGUGGCUCAGAUGGGCUUUUUGGGGUAUUUCCCUGUGUAUGUGGUCCUGCACUACCAGCUGCCCCCAGCAUCGCGUUUAAUCAUCAUCCUAGAACAGAUUCGUUUCCUAAUGAAGAGCUACUCCUUUAUCCGGGAAACAGUUGUGGCCGUCCUCAGAGCCAAACCAGUGCAAGGUGAAGCUUGCAGAUUCCCUACUCUUUCCAGCUACCUGUACUUCUUGUUUUGCCCAACUCUGAUUUACAGGGAGACAUACCCUCGAAACCCCUACAUAAGAUGGAACUAUGUGUGGAGGAACUUUGCAAAGAUUUUGGGCAGUCUGUUUUACCUGUACUUCAUCUUGGUGCGUCUGUGUAUCCCUGUGCUUAUGAACGAGAGCAACAGGCCAUUCAGUACGCGUACUCUGAUCCUGGCUAUAUUCCACUCCACCUUGCCAGGAAUGCUGAUGCUGUUACUGAGCUUCUUUGCGUUUCUGCACUGCUGGCUCAAUGCCUUUGCAGAGAUGCUGCGCUUUGCUGACCGGAUGUUCUACAAAGACUGGUGGAAUUCUACCUCUUUUGCUAACUACUACCGUACCUGGAACAUUGUGGUGCAUGACUGGCUUUAUUAUUACGCCUACCGAGAUUUCCUCUGGCUAUCGGGUCACCGUCUCCGUCCAGUGGCCACACUGUCCGUGUUUGUAGUUUCAGCUGUUGUUCACGAGUAUGCUUUCACCAUGGGCUUCGGCUUCUUCUACCCUGUGAUGUUCUGUCUUUUUGCAGUAAUCGGAGGGGUCUUCAACUUCACUCUGAAUGACAAGCGCAAAGGCCCUGCAUGGAACAUCAUCAUGUGGACGUGUUUGUUCAUCGGUCAAGGUGUGCAGGUUUGCCUGUACUGCCUAGAGUGGUAUGCCCAGGUGCACUGUCCACGUACUGGGACUGGUUUCUGGGAGUUGGUGACACCAAGAUCUUGGACGUGUACUUGAUAAGUGAUGACAUUAUGCCUCUACAAUGUGGGAGUGGUGGAUGUGCUGCCUGGUGAUGAUUUACAUGAGGUGACAUGUAUCAUCAUUUUGACAGGUGCUCCUCUCAUUUAAAAUCAUAUGCCUGUGCCUUACCAUGCGUGAAGCAUCCUACGACAUAAAAGCGCAGAACAAAUCAAUAAUGAACAACAGUGCCAGUGAUUCAUCACAGCUAACAGUGAGAUGAGCCUAAGUUUAUUUAUGGGUCAAUGACAUGCAUUUGUUUGUGUCCAAGUCCGUUAUUGUCCCAUUAAAUAACUUAAUAAAUACAUGACAUAUGUCACUUUAUUCUACUUCUGUUAUGUGAAUAGAUUUCUAGUGCAUCAAAAUAAAAUGGUUUUUAUUCCUGCCAGUCUAAAAAUAUCAGGUGGUGCGUCCGUCCAACCAUAUACACAGAUUAAGCAUUUAAACAUUUUAACAUUGCAAAACAGGACAGUUUUAAAAGUAGUCAGCUUACUGUAAAACUUUUAUUUACAAAUUCUGUUUUCCUCAAAAGUCAUGCAGUGCAACUGACAACAAAGGACUAAUUAUUCUGACAUGCUUUUAAGAAAGAGUGGAGAGAGCACUGCACAAAAAAGACCCAAAUUCCCAAAGGAAAACCAUGAACGUGCGCUACUAAUAUAAUGAUUUAAUAAUAUUUAAUUUACUGAAAAAAAAUAUAUGUAUAACCUUGAGUCCAAGGACAAAAGUUUAUACAUCUGUCCAAGUACAAAAACUAGGUUAUAGAUGUUUUUAGGAGUCACAAAUAAGAUUAAAAUAGAACAUUUUAAACUGUGAAUUUAAGUGCGGUUGUGCUACCUGACAUUUUCUGGGAGGUUCAAUUGGUUAGACUGUUCAAAAAUAAAUUUUUUAUCUUUAUAAAAGCUACGAAACAAAUAUCAAUAGAUUUUUGCAGAUAAAAAUCAUAUUUUUUUAAAUACAUUUUUGUACACUAUUUUGAAAGCCUUAUUUUUUGUUGACUAUUAUGAGACUGAAAGCAGCAUUACACGUUAAACUGUAUGCUUAAUCAAUGAUUCAAAGAUUUUCAAAUUUUCUGCUCUUAUAUGUAGGGCUAUUUACUGAUAUAUUUCUUUCUUUAAUUUAAAAUCUGUAAUAAUUGUACUUGUGAAGUGUGUGAGAGAUGUAUGAGUUAUUCAUGCUUGUUGUAUUCCUCUUGGACUGUUGUAAAUGUAUGUGUGCUCUAUACAGUUACAUGUGGCAUAAACUAUUGAAAUAAGGGAAAGACAGUGAUAAUGGUCUUCAUAACCUGCUUACUGAUCAUUUUUCAUCAGCUUAACUCUGUCUAUGAAACACUUGUCUUGUGCUCCAGUUGUUCUGUAAAAGACAGCACUCAAAAGUGUUUUCACAUUUCUGCAAUAAAGGUCCUGCCCGCAACUGUACUGUUUUAUUAUUAA
Messenger RNA from Colossoma macropomum (tambaqui), 3567 nucleotides. It is a transcript of the gene soat2, whose product is annotated as sterol O-acyltransferase 2. Gene Ontology annotation, cellular component: endoplasmic reticulum membrane. The record is from RefSeq and is a predicted model, not a curated record. Lineage: Eukaryota; Metazoa; Chordata; Actinopteri; Characiformes; Serrasalmidae. Gene Ontology annotation, molecular function: fatty-acyl-CoA binding; cholesterol binding; cholesterol O-acyltransferase activity. The transcript has 16 exons. Gene Ontology annotation, biological process: cholesterol metabolic process; cholesterol efflux. The coding region runs from base 521 to 2137 and encodes 538 amino acids.